AUGGCAGAGGAGGAAAUUCGGGACGCGUCAGUCGAAGACGACGGCGACGCCGCCAUGCAAGCCAUGCUGGGCUUCUCGGCCUUUGGAGCGCAGAACCCCAAGAAGCGCAAGUUCUCCGGCACGGUCGUGGGCGCGCCCACCGCCUCCGCGGCGCAAGACGGAGUGCCGAGCGCCGGGUUACCUCCCCGCCGCCGGGCUUGCCGUCCCGCCCGCCCCCGGCGACGACGACGACGACAGGGAGCCCCGAGGAGCAAGGCUUCGAGCGCGGGCACGGACACGGACACGGACACGGACACGGGCAUCAACACCCUUACCGCCCGCACCAGCAGAGGAGCCAGCAGGCGCGGCAGCACGGAGCCGGCAGGACGGAUCCGUGGAGAGGAAGCUCGGCCUCGACGAAAGGGAACUUGGCUGGCCAAGGCCCACAGGCACCCCAAGGACUGA
Molecule: messenger RNA, 444 nt
Organism: Parascedosporium putredinis
Lineage: Eukaryota; Fungi; Ascomycota; Sordariomycetes; Microascales; Microascaceae
Source: the annotation of a GenBank genome assembly